AUGAUCCGAGAUCAGAAAUCACCAUCAGAUAAUGCAGCUGCUCUGUCUCGGGGGAUUUCAAAACAUACGGUGGCCAACUCUCCAGCUACUCGCAAGAUGCGGUUGUUUUCCCAACUUGCGAUCCGCUCUAUUGUGAGCUUAUCGAUCUGCUCCGGUGCCUUCGCAUCUACUACAUCUACAUCUACAUCUACUGCCGAUCCCGUUGCCCAAAAUGCAAACCACAUUUUCAACGUGAUUCACGACUCCAUGCGCCAAUGGGGUUCAUCCCUUCAUCAUAAUGGCGUCUCUUUCUUCCUUGCGUCAGUCCCGGUCGGUACUCAGUUAUACCACGGCACUUCGAACCCGGACACUGUGACUGGCAUGGAAUGGCUCGCCUUUGAACCGGAGCAUGCCAUGGCCCUCCUCCUGACGAGGAGCAGGAGAACCGACACCACGAAGAAUUACGUCGCCGGUAUGGCCAAGGGCUCUCACCAUCUGGGGAACUCUGACGAGAACGAGUCAGGAUAUCUUCACACCUAUGCUGCCGCUAAGGAUCUUCGACUCGUCUAUAUCGACGGCAUGUCCGCCGGCAAAACGAAGAAGGGGACUCUAGACUCGCAAGAUUACGUAUUGUUCAACGGUACUAUCGAGGAAUUCUCCCAGGACAAGAAGCCACGCCGCGGUCCUGGCGGGCCCGGAGGCGAGAAAGACCGCGCGGUCAAGGCAUGUGAAAUGGCGCAGAAUGAGUGGGAGGGCCAGAUUGAUGGUGUUCUCCGCAUGGAAGCUGGUUUCGAAAUUAUCCUUUGCUCGUUCGAGCGUGACUUGACUCCCGUUCGGACCACGCAGGUGAAGAAAGACACAGGAGAAGGCGGCAAGCGCAAAGAUUUCAAUAAACCCCAUGGUCCUCCUGGCGGUGACAAGAAGAGAAAGGGCCAUGGACCUGGUGGACCGGGACCGGACUCUUCGCGGUGGAUGCGCGCGGUUACUGCUCGGUAUGAUAGUAUUGGUGGCAAUCGGGUGUCGUUGAACUACGACCACUUCGUCACGGCAUACUCAUAUGAUUUCAAUCUGUUCGCUAAUGAAUCUGUCUUGCCUCGUCUGGCACAUCUUUCAUCCACGGAGCGAGCGGCCAUUCGCGAUGAAUUGACCAGUCUGAUCUUGAGCAACGACACCAAGGAAUCCUCAUGGAACUGGCAAGCCACUGCUGACAUGAUCGUUACGCGCUACUCAGACGAACUGUCGUAUCUGGCAUCUGAGAAGUUUCUGGAGAUCAAGGCAUUCCGUGAUCACAUUGAAUUGCUUCUAUCGCCAUUCAUCGAUUACAGCAAGCGAAACAUCUCUGAUGAGGCCGAGAGAUGUGCCACGCAAUUCUUGCCGUUCCAAACCCAGAAGGAACAGACUUUGCCAGCGCGCGCUGUGCACCAUGUUGCGCAUAGUGUUUGCUUGGCGUUGCUUGAGGCUGGAAAUGAGGAGAAGCUUAGUCUUGCACAAAACAGAGUUAGUGUCUUGGUCGAUUAUCUAGAUUGGACGACUUGGAAAGAGUGCCGCGGCUGUGAAGAUAACGAGAUCUGCGUAAUACCGAUCUGGCCUAUGGGUACCGUGUCGGAUUAUAACAACCCCAAGUGCAGAGAUGCGUCUAAGCCGUACGAGGGAGAUGACGGUGAGGGUUAUUGGGGUGGGAUGCAUUGA
Messenger RNA from Penicillium waksmanii, 1668 nucleotides. RefSeq lists its product as uncharacterized. Lineage: Eukaryota; Fungi; Ascomycota; Eurotiomycetes; Eurotiales; Aspergillaceae. The coding region runs from base 1 to 1668 and encodes 555 amino acids. The transcript is spliced from 3 exons. The record is from RefSeq and is a predicted model, not a curated record.